CUUUGCCUUCAAUCUUAUUCUAGUCUUUAAAAAAAAAACAGUUUGUUUUGCAAUUUGUGUUGUGGAAUUCCUAGAAAAAACUACUAUUAUGUUUGAGCACUUGUAAAAGACGAAAGAUACCCGUAAAGAACGAAGAUAAAUCUGAAAUAAAGUCAUACUAAUGAAGAAUUAGCUGUAUGGAUUUCAUCCAAGGCCGUUAAACUUAAAAAAAAAAUGUCUAUGGUGGAAGUGAAGAACUUGUUCUCGUAAUGUUAAGUAUUUGUAUGCGCUAGCAUCACUUUAUAGUUUGUGGUAUUUGUGGUGGAGAAGAAGAAACUGGGAAAAACCAAGUUACGCACAAGAUAGCAAUGUACCUGUUUCUAAUAGAUAUAUAGUUCGUAAUAUCCACUCUACCCGGAGAUAAAGACUCAAGAUUCAAUUUUAAUAUUUAUUUACAUUUAAUGUUUAAAUAAUAUGCUUGCCGUGUGACGAAGGCGCAGAACUUUAGAGGAAAAUGUAUAAACACGAGGAACUACGUAAAUUGCCCACCGGCUUUUUAUAUUCAAUCAGCGAGACUUUAGAAACUAAUGGAGAUUGGCGAAAAGUGAUGUCUAAAAUACCCAAAGAUCCAACCGCAGAACAGUUUGAACCCAAAUACAACAGUGAGCAAAUGAGGAUAAUAGAAGAACAUGCAAAAAGUACGCGAAAGACUUGUGCGGAGGUUUUGUUUGACGAGUGGGGCACAUCAGGUAGAAUCAGACCCACACUUGCCACCUUACAGAAUCUUGUACUUCAAGCAGGCAUUUAUAAGGCUGCUGAUGAAAUCGCUCUGCUGCUACAAGAAGUACCACCACCGAGACCAAACUCGGGUCCAGCCGCGAAAAUCUUAACUGACAUAGAACAGCUUCUGUACGAGGACCAGAAAAAAAAUGCCAAGAAAAGGAACAACGACACUGAGUCCACAGCACAAAUGAAAUCUGGAAGGUUCCCAAACUUCUCCAACUUUCCUAAAGUGUUAAAUUUUGGCAACAGAACCACUGCUUCUGUGAAGUCCAGCGAAAGCACGAACUAUGGCAGCACCAGAGAACACAGCUCUCAUUAUUCUGAAAACACUGAUAACAGCGGUUGCCUACCCAACUUUGAGGUGCUGAUGAAGAACAAAUCGGAAGUUAAAUGUAUCGCUUACCCAGCUCCACCCCUUUUCCGUAUAGACACGACAAUCCUGCAGAAUAAAACUUUGAUCCAAUUCGACUUUGACAAAUUGCAAGAGAUCACAAGUAACUUUUCCAAUGUUUUCAUUUACGGUCCUCAAGGUCCUACUGGGAAAAUUGGCAGUGGUGCUUUUGGGGACGUUUAUGCUGGCAUGCAUCCAGAACAUGGAGUCCUGGCUGUGAAGAAGAUAAAGAAUUUGAGUCUGGUCAGCGAUAAGCCAAACUUGGUCAGUCAAACUUUCAAUGCUGAAGUCAAAUGUUUAGCACAGUUGCGACACGAAAAUAUUGUACCUAUUGUAGGUUAUAGCGCUUCUUUUCCGUCUUUGUGUAUAGUUUGUCAGUACAUAGAAGGUGGAUCGUUGGAACAAAAUUUGGCAGCCAAAAGGCUUACGGAAAAGCAAAGGAUUGAUAUAAUUGUUGGUACAGCUCGAGGUCUGAAGUAUAUCCAUAACAGAGAUUCAGUGCAGGAAGAGGAGCUGGACAGUGAAGUUGGGGAUUCCUUUUUGCAUUAUAUCCAUGGCGAUGUCAAAAGUGCUAAUAUUUUGUUGACGAGAGAUUACCAGCCAAAGCUCUGCGAUUUCGGUCUAGCAAAGCAGUUUAAGACCACUCUAGUGUCGCCAUCUAUAAUGGGCACUACUCCAUACAUGUCUCCGGAACGCUUAAGAGGCACUGUCACCCAAAAGGCAGACAUUUACAGCUUUGGCAUUGUACUCUUAGAAUUGCUGACUGGAUUGCAAUGUCUCGUUAACAGAAAUAAAGAAACAAUGAACAUACAAGAUUAUAUUGCUGAGAAAGCCCGGGUUGAUUAUAAACAAGUGUUGGACCCAGUGGCCAGUCCGUGGUCCAGAGCCGAUGAAAUCUACGAGUUAGCUAAGAAAUGCCUCACUUAUGAUUAUACUAGUAGGCCUGAUAUAAAUGAAGUGUGCGAAGAAGUUGCAAAUUUUACUGAAGAUUAGUAAAUA
This is a messenger RNA of Chilo suppressalis (striped riceborer), 2152 nucleotides long. NCBI's taxonomy places the organism in Eukaryota, Metazoa, Arthropoda, Insecta, Lepidoptera, Crambidae. The record is from the annotation of a GenBank genome assembly.